AUGAUCUCGAUCUACACAACUAUACCGCUGGUCGCUGGUCGCUGGCUUCGAAAUGACACAAAGGAACGAGAACUGCGACAUAUCGAUUUUGACUUUGAUGCAUUGUGCCAGAAAGUCCUGAGUCUAUCCGGUUCUCACUCCAUUGCCGACUGCGAGAAGAUCGAAGGCGGCUCUAACCGCGUAUUCAAAUUCACCUUCAAUGACAGCAGACGUCUCAUCGUAAAGCUACCAUUCAAAGUCGCUGGCCCAGCCCACCUUACCACGGCGUCUGAAUUCAGAGAAAUACAUCUAUUCCCAUUCCCAAGAUCCUCGAGGAGCGCCGACGAAAAGAACGAGAGUCGCACUGAGUACAUCAUUAUGGAACAUGCAGGUGGUAUACCGGGAGGAGACAAAUGGCCAUCUAUGACGCUCAUGCAGCGGAUAGGCUUCAUAGAAGCUGUGUAUAAGCAACUCAAAACGGUCCAUGAUCUUGGUUUUCCGGCUUACGGAAGUAUUUACUUUGAGAAUGGUUUGAUGAAGCCUUUGUACCCUACACAGCCGUUGAAGGAUGGCUUCUGUAUUGGACCUCAUUGCGGCCCAAGGUGGUGGGACUGUGGCAGAGGGACUUUUUACAACCAGUACAAGUGGAUAAACCGAGGACCAUGGCCUGAUGUGGUGGCAUAUAGCAAUGCUGUCAUCGAUGCCGGACUGGCAAAGCUUCCACUAACCGAUCCAGACCCACAAAGCCUGGACAGGGCCCUGCCUUUUUAUCAGGGCUCCGUGGAGACACACGUCCAACUGCUUGAGCAUGCUCGUAUUGUUCUCACCCAGAUGGCUAAUGACAUGAAAGUGAAAUUCAGAUCAGACCCUAUGUUAUUCCACCCUGACCGUCACCUUCGUAAUAUUUUUGUCUUGGAUGAAGACCCGACAGUCAUCACAGGAAUCAUUGACUGGCAGUCUGCUAGCAUUGAGCCUGCAUUUGUGUAUGCUUCCAAUACACCGGACUUUGUCUCCCAGCGCAUGUCAACGGCCGUGGAGAUUACGCCCCAUCCUAAAGGAGAUUCACCUAUUUGUGAUUCAAAAACAGGCAGCGAGUCGGCAUCUACCGAGAAAGCAGUGUCGAGCACCGAGGAAGUCGAGUCAAAGCCAGAGUCGGAUCCCAACAUAGAAGAAGCUGAUAAAUUGUCGGAGCAGUUACACCGAACAAUGGAUACAUGCAUGACUUUAUAUACUCCCAAGAUAGGUAUUCCUCGCGCCAUGCACAUCAACUUUUUCCGUCCAUUCCGCAUAAGUGAUGAUAGCUGGGACGAUGGAGCCAUCAAGCUGCAACAUGAGCUUAUUCAACUAAGAAAGGAGUGGAAUUGGCUUGGCCUUAGUGGAGACUGUUCCUACCCAGAACAGACAGAAGAAUUCCUCACCACCCACUCAAAGAGAUAUGACCUCUACAAGCAGGUUGCUAGUAUCAGAGGUGUUUUGGCUGAGCAACUGGGCGUUGCGGCAGACGGUUGGGCACCCACUGAGCACUGGGAGCUGCGACAACAGGCGCAUAAGGCGGUUUACAAGGAUCUGGUGAAGACUGUUUUGGAGCAGGAUCCUGAUACUGAGGAGGAUCCUGAGGAUUCAAUUAAAACCGAGGAUGAUGUUAAGAGUGUGUGGCCUUUUGAUAUCCCGGUCUAA
Messenger RNA from Penicillium malachiteum, 1656 nucleotides. RefSeq lists its product as uncharacterized. Gene Ontology annotation, cellular component: mitochondrion. The coding region runs from base 1 to 1656 and encodes 551 amino acids. NCBI's taxonomy places the organism in Eukaryota, Fungi, Ascomycota, Eurotiomycetes, Eurotiales, Aspergillaceae. The record is from RefSeq and is a predicted model, not a curated record. The transcript has 4 exons.